Scleropages formosus (Asian bonytongue) is the source of this 2644-nucleotide messenger RNA. Its product is annotated as NEDD4-binding protein 2-like 2. Gene Ontology annotation, molecular function: transcription corepressor activity. The transcript has 6 exons. Bases 295 to 1905 code for a protein of 536 amino acids. The record is from RefSeq and is a predicted model, not a curated record. Gene Ontology annotation, biological process: negative regulation of transcription by RNA polymerase II. NCBI's taxonomy places the organism in Eukaryota, Metazoa, Chordata, Actinopteri, Osteoglossiformes, Osteoglossidae. Gene Ontology annotation, cellular component: nucleus.
UGUUGUCACUUCCGGCGUGGUGUCUUUAAGGAUUUACUGUGAAGACUGCGAAAUCGAAAUGUAUAUUUAUAAGAAUACAGUAAUGUGCGCAUUUUAAUGUAGUAUCGCUGCUAAUAUUCAUUUAAUGUAAUUCCUGAUGCGGAGGCUGUGACCAACUCAGACUGAAAACGGGGAAAUCAGAUGUUCGAUCUUUGUGCCAGUAUUUCUAUCUCGGAAACCGAAGGCAGAGAUGUGAAGGACGAUCGCUGACAGAAUUUUAAAAUUUCUCACAAGGUUCUGGAUGCUGAGGGUGUUAUGCAUGACAGACAGGAAGAGAUGUCUAGUGAACCUGGUCAAGACUUCAAGACAGAAGGUGCUCCAGUUCCUAAUACAGGAGACCUACCGCACUCUGAUAAUGAUGAGUGCAGAGAAGCAGUGCAAGGACUGCCUCACAGCUCUGCCACUGAGAUCUCCUGCUUCAAGAAUGAAGCAAGCAACUGUUUGCCAGAAACUUCUUUGAACCAGGAGCUUGACUCUGUGGUCAGUGCUGCUGCUUCAGCAGAUGACGUUGCUGAGACAACGCCGUCCUUAAACAGCCAGAGCCCUGAGCAAGGAGGUGAAGGCCUCCCUGAAGACAAGUGGCGAUUCCGCAGCACAGCCUUCAUCGGACCCGCGUGUCGACCCCAAGUCUCCAGGUCUCCCACACGAGACAUGGAAGACAAACUGAGUGAGUUCUACAAGGAACUGGAGCAGAUUGAACCUGAAGACAAAACUGAUGUCCCUGAUAAACCUGAGAGACCUGUCGAAACAGAGAAACCUUUGAACACAACCCCCAAAGAGGAAACAAGGUUAAACUUCAACAGAGACCACAGGCCUUAUCGCAGACCUCAUCCGUAUCAGGGUCCCCAUGGAGACCACUGGCAUCCCAGGAGACACAGGCAGAACUUUUUGUGUGGCCCAGACAGUGGUGGCUGGGGUCCUCACUAUGAGAAUCAAUGGCAUCACUCCCAGCACUUUCAGUUUUAUGGGCCCAAUGAAGGCCCACCCCUCCAACCCCUAAAUCCUUUUUACCCUCCAGAUUUUGGCCCGCAGAUGAAGCCAUACUAUGAAUAUCCUGAGACUGUACCCAGUGUAAGACAUUAUGAAUGGGAUCAACCAUUCCCACCAAGUCCUGUCUUUACAGCUUAUGAUGUCUAUGACGAUCCCAAUAUUUGUCGAGGGUACAGUGAUUGUGAUUACCCUCCAUACCAUUUUGAAUACAGUCAAGGCAAUGGUUACUUCAGACACAAUGAAGGUACCUGGUUUCAUUCAUAUGAACAGGACCAUUUUGGUCUGAAUCAUAAUAUCAGUGGAGAGCACAGACCACAUCUGCGACAUCACCCCUCAGAGCAGCAUCACAAAGAACCAGACUUUAAAGGAAUUUGUCCUCCUGGCUCUUCUUUGGUCCUGAUUCUAAUGAGAGGAUUGCCUGGGUCUGGGAAGUCAACUUUUGCCCAGGAGCUGAAAUCCUCCAGUCCCCAUGGGCUUAUCCUCAGCACGGAUGACUACUUCUGUCAAGGGACAGACUAUGCGUAUAAUCCUAACCUGCUGGGGGAUGCACAUGAGUGGAACCAGAAAAGAGCAAGAGAAGCUAUGGAUGAAGGCCGCUCUCCUGUGAUUAUUGACAACACAAACCUGCAAGCUUGGGAAAUGAAGCCUUAUGCAAAACUUGCUGUAGAAAGGGGAUACCGUGUGGACUUCUGUGAACCUAACACCAGUUGGAGGAGGGAUCCAUCAGAGUUAGAAAAGAGGAACAAACAUGGUGUCCCUCGGCACAAAAUAGCCCAAAUGCUGGAGCGCUUUGAGCUUCCCAUGUCUCUGGACAUUGUGCUGAACUCCCAGGAGCCCUCACACAAAGGUUCAGGAUGCCCCAACACAAGGUCAUAAGACACUGAAGACGGCUGCCCCAUUCCACUGACAGAUGACCCUGCAGUACUGUCUUCUUCCAUUGCCAGCUUUUUGACACCAGCAUAUAUUUAUUUUCAGUCUUCAGCCUUUUACACCUAUAAUAGUUUAUUUAAAAAACUGGAAAUCCAAUAUGCUUUCCUGUUGCUCAGAGGUCUGGAUUGAUUGACAGCUCUAGUUACAAAAAAAGCAGCUGUAAGGCAUUGACGUGUGCUGUAUGCAUUUUUGAUGAUGGCACCUCCAAAUGUCCUCACGUAGUGAUGAGUUUCCAGGAGAAGGCAGUGUGAUUUUGGUUGCCUGUGUGUGGACGGGGAAACCUUUUUUAAUGUAAAAUAAAUUAUUUUCUGUAGAAACUAAAGCAGUAAUGUCAAAUGUAGCAAUACAACUAUUCAGGAAACUAACAACAAAAGAAGUAUCUGGUUUUCCAGCUUUUGUGAUCAGAAGCAGUUGGAAUUUAUUAGAAACGUCAGGAAAUUGUUAUACAACACACAGCCAGGCUAAUAUUGCACUGAUUUUGGAUACUUUGACUUCAGUGAAUGUAAUAUUUUCAGUAGCGGUUUUUGUACAUAUUGUAAGAUUUUGUAUGUUAUUUCAACAUUUGUGUGGUGUACAUAGUAAAGGAUAUUAGAACGUUAAAGCAUACGCCUUUCUGUACAUAUAUUUCAGUGUUAAUGAGGUAGAAAUCUGAAUAAUGAUGGUCAUUAACAGUUGAACAGAUUUA